GGUCACAUGACAGCGGCUACGGAGCCGGAAGCGGGAGCGGAGCGGGCGCCGGUAACACGGGACGGGACGGGACGGGACGGGACGGGACUGCCCAGCCCAGCUCGUAGGCGCUCACCGGCGGGAAAGGCCUGGCGGAGUGCCGGGAGCUGCUCGGCCGCAGGCUCUGCCCGGCCCGGUGAGAUACCGGCCCGGUGAGCCGGGGUGAUGCCAUGGCCGCUGCCGGCUCCAGCAGGGCCAGGGCCGGGCUGCCCUCUGAGAAGUCCCAGCUCUCUCUGAAAGUGGUGUCGGUGAAGCCCAAGGCUCACGGCCGCUCCUCGCGGCUCAGCUGCUACGUGGAGGUGGUGGCUGACGGGCUGCCCGGAGAGACCAGGAAGACCGGGAAGCAGAUUGGGAGCUCUGAGCUGCUGUGGAACGAGACCCUCACCCUGAAUGUCACAGCCCAGAGCCACCUGGACCUGAAGGUGUGGAGCUGCCAUACCCUGCGGAACGAGCUGCUGGGCGCUGCCUCCCUGGGCCUCGGCAGCCUCCUGAAGGGCGGAGGGAAACUGGAGAACAGGCAACUGACCCUGGACCUGCAGACAGAGAACAAAGGCAGUGUUGUCUCUGUCGGAGAGCUGACGAUUUUCCUGGACAGUCCUGCUGUUGAUCUGGGAUCCCUGCCUAAUGGCAGGGCCGUGACAGAGGGGUCCCAGGUGUCUGGACGAGACCCCAGCAGUGUGGCAGGUGCCACGGAGAGCAGACAGCAGCCUCCCAGUACAAACUGCUUUGGAAGCAGACCAAGGACACACAGACACACAGAUGGGGUGGUCAGGCAGAGCACCGGGAGUGGAGAGCAAAGUCCCAGUGCCAGGAGCCGGCACCGGCAGCCGGGCAAGAGCACGCAGCAGGCGGGCAUGGCCAACGGCACAGUGAACGGAGAUGCAGUGGGUCCUGCAGACACUGAGGAGGAGAGCCCAGCAGCGGGAGCAACCGUAGCGACGCCGGCAGCAGCACCCGUGGCUGAUGGCACCACUACUCCUGCCCUGCCCAGCUCUGGAGAGGCAGAGGAGGCAGCUCCCGGCUCCAGUGCCCCAGCGGCACGGGCAGCAGUGCCAGCCCUGGAUGCUCUGCCCCCCGGGUGGGAACAGCGAGAGCUGCCAAAUGGUAGAGUCUACUAUGUAGACCACAACAACAAGACCACCACAUGGGAGAGACCCCUUCCUCCUGGGUGGGAGAAGCGUGUGGAUCCUCGGGGGAGGUAUUACUAUGUGGACCACAACACCAGAACCACCACAUGGCAGCGCCCCACGGCUGAGUAUGUCAGGAACUAUGAGCAGUGGCAGUCCCAGCGAAACCAGCUCCAAGGAGCCAUGCAGCAGUUCAGCCAAAGAUUCCUGUACCAGUCGUCCGGCGCCCCGUCUGACAAUGAUCCUCUGGGUCCCCUUCCUCCUGGCUGGGAGAAGAGACAGGACAAUGGACGAGUGUAUUACGUGAACCACAACACACGGACCACCCAGUGGGAAGACCCUCGCACGCAGGGGAUGAUCCAGGAGCCGCCGCUGCCGCCUGGCUGGGAGAUGAAGUACACGAACGAGGGCGUGCGCUACUUCGUGGACCACAACACUCGCACCACCACCUUCAAGGACCCACGCCCUGGGUUUGAGUCUGGGAGCAAGCAGGGUGGCUCCCCAGGGGCAUACGACCGGAGCUUUCGCUGGAAGUACCACCAAUUCCGCUUCCUCUGCCACUCGAACGCAUUGCCCAGCCAUGUGAAGAUCAGCGUUUCUCGACAGACACUCUUUGAAGACUCCUUCCAGCAGAUCAUGAACAUGAAGCCGUACGACCUGCGCCGCCGCCUGUACAUCAUCAUGCGAGGAGAGGAGGGCCUGGACUAUGGCGGCAUCGCCAGGGAGUGGUUCUUCCUCCUGUCCCACGAGGUGCUCAACCCCAUGUACUGCCUCUUCGAGUAUGCUGGCAAGAACAACUACUGCCUGCAGAUCAACCCUGCCUCCUCCAUCAACCCUGACCACCUCACCUACUUCCGCUUCAUCGGCCGUUUCAUUGCCAUGGCUCUGUAUCAUGGGAAGUUCAUCGACACCGGCUUCACCUUGCCCUUCUACAAGCGGAUGCUGAACAAGCGGCCCACGCUGAAGGACCUGGAAUCCAUUGACCCAGAGUUUUACAACUCCAUUGUCUGGACAAAGGAGAACAACCUGGAGGAGUGUGGUCUGGAGCUGUACUUCAUCCAGGACAUGGAGAUCCUGGGCAAGGUGACCACCCAUGAGCUGAAGGAAGGUGGUGAGAGCAUCCGGGUGACAGAGGAGAACAAGGAAGAGUACAUCAUGCUGCUGACGGACUGGAGGUUCACGCGGGGCGUGGAGGAGCAGACCAAGGCUUUCCUGGAUGGCUUCAACGAGGUGGUGCCACUCGAAUGGCUGCGGUACUUUGAUGAGAAGGAGCUGGAGCUGAUGCUGUGUGGCAUGCAGGAGAUUGACAUGAAUGACUGGCAGAAGAAUACCAUCUACCGGCACUACACCAAGAACAGCAAACAGAUCCAGUGGUUCUGGCAGGUUGUUAAGGAGAUGGACAACGAGAAGAGGAUCCGGCUGCUGCAGUUCGUGACGGGGACGUGCCGCCUGCCCGUUGGGGGGUUUGCAGAGCUCAUUGGCAGCAAUGGGCCCCAGAAAUUCUGCAUUGAUAAAGUUGGCAAGGAGACGUGGCUGCCUCGGAGCCAUACAUGCUUUAACCGCCUGGAUCUCCCUCCCUACAAGAGCUACGAACAGCUGAAGGAGAAGCUGCUUUAUGCUAUUGAGGAGACGGAAGGAUUUGGACAGGAGUGAUGGAGUUUUGGUGCUUUCCUGGGGUGGGGAGGACCCUGGAGCACCUCUGGCCGUGAGGUCCUGCCCGUGGAGCCCAGCGCAGAGCCCUCUCCCCGGGAUGGUGCCGCAGGCAGCUGCCGAUGCUCUUGCUCUUGUUCCUGUGCGAGAUCUGCACUAACGCAGCCCCGGGGGACACGGGUCCACGUUUCCCUCCCCAGACACAUCCGAGGCGUGGUGGGGAGGUGGACGCAGAAGCCAGGCCAGGUUCUGCUCAUGAGGGGCAUGGGCUGAUGCCGCAGGGAUGGGGCAAAGCCUUGGCCAUGGCAGGCAGUGCACGGUGCACCGGGGCUCCCUGUUCCCCCCUUGCAGACACAGUUAAAGUGGCACAACUGAGAAAAAGUAUGAGUGGAAAUAUCUUUUAUCUUUCUUAUUUUGGCACAGGCCAUUUCCCCCUCCCCCAUGUUUUCUGCUUUUUCAUGGCAUUUUAAUAAAUGCAGGUGAGGAGUGGAAAUGGCUCUGGAACUGACUCUCAGGACCCUGUGGGUCCUGUCCUGCACCCAGCAAAGAUUACAGGGAACCCCUCAGAGGGUGCUGCUGGGGCUGGUGCACGGCAGGAGGGCUGGGAGGCCCCCUUCCAACACCAGAUCCACAUCUGCCCUGACCCAGGGCCAGCUCCACCAUGUCCAUCGUGUUUUGAUUUGCAAGUGUGUGGCCCCUGUGCUGUUGUAUUUAAGCAGUGUGUUGCUGGGAGCUGGUGCUCUGGGGCAGCCUCGGGGGCUGCAGUCAGGCUGGGGGCACCUCUGGCCUUUGCUUGGUUUGUGGGUCUGGCCUGAGCUCCCUCUGUCACUGGGUGGGCUGGUGGCAGGAGCUCCCAGAGCUGUAGGUGAGGGUUUCCAGGCUGUUGCCCCUCACCUGAACCCCAGCUCCCUGCACCCCAGCUCCCGGGGAGCGUUGCUGACGUUGCUGUAGGUAGCGGGAGGCCGCGGGACGAGACGCGGCGAUUGCAUUCGCCCGGUAACCAGGUGAUUUUGUACUGCCCCGUCCUGCCUCAGCCACAACGACUUCUUGUGCAAUAAAAGGAUAAGCAGCUGCC
This is a messenger RNA of Calypte anna (Anna's hummingbird), 3891 nucleotides long. RefSeq names its product WW domain containing E3 ubiquitin protein ligase 2 (gene WWP2). The record is from RefSeq and is a predicted model, not a curated record. NCBI's taxonomy places the organism in Eukaryota, Metazoa, Chordata, Aves, Apodiformes, Trochilidae. Gene Ontology annotation, molecular function: ubiquitin protein ligase activity; protein binding. The transcript is spliced from 24 exons. The coding region runs from base 210 to 2819 and encodes 869 amino acids. Gene Ontology annotation, biological process: protein K63-linked ubiquitination; regulation of monoatomic ion transmembrane transport; ubiquitin-dependent protein catabolic process.